AUGGACGAGAAGGAUUUGGGAUUUGACCUAAUUUUUAUUCCGUUCAAUGACGAACGGUGUAUUAAGAUUAUCCGGAAUGGAAUACCGGAAUGUAUCGUGAUUGACAAGUUUAUGGGACAAUUAUCUUGUAUCGUAGGCCGGGCUAUCAUAUGCUGGAAGGUUUAUCCAGAAGGGGACCUGUUUACGAUGUUUGUAAUUAAAAAUUCGUGGCAAUUUCCCGAACGGGAAGUGGAGGGAGAGUUGUUACGCGAGGCAACCGAAAAGGGUGUUUGUAACGUCACCUGGUAUUAUUACUACAAGAUUAUUUACGUUAAUGGUAGUAGUUUGAAUAUGCCUCGUAUGUCUCAUAUUUCCCAGGGUAGCAAAAGAUCAUCUAGCCAAACUAACGCACCUCUGUUAUCAAGUAAGCAAUCCCGCUCGGAAUCUCCGGUGAAAAGAGACCUUAUCCACCCUAGUUUACCGCCGAAUCGCAUCCAUCGAUGUGUUAUUGUUUGUGACUAUGGACAAAAUAUUUAUGAAGUUAGCUUGUAUGUGGCUCUUCUUGCUGCAUUUGAAAGUUGUAUACAAGGAUAUAAGUUAUUAUUUGAGGCUGGUAUCCUCCACAAAGAUAUAUUAAUUAAUAAUAUUAUGAUUAAUGAGGAUGGUAGUAACCUUUCAGGAUUCUUAAUCGAUCUCAAUCUUGCCAUCAAAGUAUAUACGAGGGCUUUUAUGGCAAUUAGGAUACUUAAAGGUCGUCAGUAUUCUUUCGAGCAUGACCUCAAAUCCUUCUUCUGGGUGUUAUUUUGGAUAUGCAUACAUUAUAAUAGUUCGAAUGAGGAAAGAUCCGUUCCCGAAUUUGAGAAGUGGAAUGUCAUCAGCAUAAGCAAAUUGGUAACAUUGAAAAGAGGUAUUGUCGCGGACGAGUAAGACUUCAUCAAGAUAUUCAUUGAAAACUUUACGCCAUAUUACAAGCCUU
Molecule: messenger RNA, 955 nt
Organism: Hypoxylon trugodes
Lineage: Eukaryota; Fungi; Ascomycota; Sordariomycetes; Xylariales; Hypoxylaceae
Exons: 3
Coding region: 1-906 (301 amino acids)
Source: RefSeq, a predicted model, not a curated record